CAUACAGACGGUUGCGAGCGCGCUCCCGAAUCUUUUCCGUGUUCCACUGAUGUUUACCAGCGUGUGGGCGCGCACGUCUUCUCCUAGUUCCGUUUGGCGUCUCCGUGCGCGGUCCCGUUUGCUCACCCCCUCCUCGGUGCGCGCUCCCUGCUCUGGGGGUGAAGGCGAGAUUGAAUGAGGAGGAGGAAAGAAGUAGCGACGCAGCGGCGCGGCGGCCUCCUCCCCUGAGAUACACAUACACCGGGCGCACAGGCAAACAGCGUGACAGGCGCAGAGCCCGGUGCUAGGGGGAGGCGGGGGACGACUCUGCAGUAUCGUCUGCGGUGUCCCGGGGACGCUCGGGGAGGUGCUGGUCAUGGAGGACAAGACGUUCACGAAGGAACUAGACCAGUGGAUCGAGCAGCUGAAUGAGUGCAAACAGCUCAACGAGAACCAAGUGCGCACCCUGUGCGAGAAGGCAAAAGAAAUCCUUACUAAAGAGUCAAAUGUGCAGGAUGUCCGAUGCCCUGUCACUGUGUGCGGAGAUGUCCAUGGACAGUUUCACGAUCUCAUGGAGCUCUUCAGAAUUGGGGGUAAAUCUCCGGACACAAACUACCUGUUCAUGGGAGACUAUGUGGAUAGAGGCUAUUACUCCGUGGAGACAGUGACUCUUCUUGUAGCAUUAAAGGUUCGUUACCCAGAGCGCAUCACAAUAUUGAGAGGAAAUCAUGAAAGUCGCCAAAUUACUCAAGUCUAUGGUUUCUAUGAUGAGUGCCUACGAAAGUAUGGGAAUGCAAAUGUAUGGAAGUAUUUCACAGAUCUCUUUGACUAUUUACCAUUAACGGCUUUAGUUGAUGGGCAGAUUUUCUGUCUUCAUGGAGGUCUCUCACCAUCUAUCGAUACGCUGGAUCACAUCCGUGCUUUGGAUCGCCUACAGGAAGUUCCCCAUGAGGGGCCAAUGUGUGACCUUUUGUGGUCUGAUCCAGAUGAUCGUGGUGGUUGGGGUAUUUCCCCACGAGGUGCUGGUUACACAUUUGGGCAGGAUAUUUCAGAAACUUUCAACCAUGCCAAUGGACUGACUUUGGUGUCACGUGCUCAUCAGCUGGUAAUGGAGGGUUACAACUGGUGUCAUGACAGGAAUGUGGUUACCAUUUUCAGUGCACCUAAUUAUUGUUAUCGUUGUGGAAAUCAGGCAGCUAUAAUGGAACUGGAUGACACCCUAAAAUACUCCUUCCUUCAAUUUGACCCUGCUCCGCGCCGUGGAGAGCCGCAUGUUACCCGACGCACUCCUGACUAUUUCCUAUAAGCAACCUUUACAUAUUUCCUUCAUCUGUGCAAUUAUACUUGGCAUUUAAACAAUGACAUAAACAUGUGUCUAUAUAUAGACAUGCAAACCAAGAAAAGAAACCAAAACAAAAUAAUGAAAAAUUGGAAUCUGCUUUUACAUCACCCCUGUGUUGUCUGUUCCUAGAAUACACUUUUCAUUUUCCCAGUUCAUAUUCCCAAAUAGGCUAAGAAACCAUCACGGACCAAAAUGUGCCAUACUGUUGAUGAAGCAUUUAGCACAAUUUGAGACUGCGGUUCAGAAUUGAAAACACACAGCCAGUCCAUUAGUCAGUUUGCCUGCUGUAUUUGUAAGUCAUGUUUCCUACUGAAAAGUUCAAUCGGUAAAAGGUAACUUGCAAGGCCUUUAUCUCCCUUUGCACUUACUUUGUAAAUUUUAGUUGUAGUGAUCAGCUGGCAUGACAGAUACCAUUUUGGAGUAAUUUUUAAGAAAAUACAUAAGCUAACCAUCCUCUGUAUAUUUUAUUUUUCUUUUCUUUUUUCAAAAAUACAGAUACAUUGGAGAAAUUUGACCUGAGUGUUUGCCAUAACAUUAAUGUACCUUUUUCUGUAUAUUUGUCAAGAAAGUGCUUGCAGCUCUUAUGGUGUAUUUGAACAAAUAAACUUUCAAUUGUAGACCUCCA
Messenger RNA from Pseudophryne corroboree (corroboree frog), 1946 nucleotides. It is a transcript of the gene PPP2CB, whose product is annotated as protein phosphatase 2 catalytic subunit beta. Gene Ontology annotation, biological process: mitotic cell cycle. Bases 356 to 1285 code for a protein of 309 amino acids. Gene Ontology annotation, cellular component: cytosol. NCBI's taxonomy places the organism in Eukaryota, Metazoa, Chordata, Amphibia, Anura, Myobatrachidae. The transcript is spliced from 7 exons. Gene Ontology annotation, molecular function: protein serine/threonine phosphatase activity. The record is from RefSeq and is a predicted model, not a curated record.